Emiliania huxleyi CCMP1516 is the source of this 1245-nucleotide messenger RNA. RefSeq lists its product as hypothetical. Gene Ontology annotation, molecular function: mRNA binding; poly(A) RNA polymerase activity. Bases 1 to 1245 code for a protein of 414 amino acids. The transcript has 7 exons. Lineage: Eukaryota; Haptophyta; Isochrysidales; Noelaerhabdaceae. The record is from RefSeq and is a predicted model, not a curated record. Gene Ontology annotation, biological process: RNA 3'-end processing. Gene Ontology annotation, cellular component: nucleolus; TRAMP complex.
AUGAUCCUCGACGAAAACGAGCAGAGCAAUCGGACGAACGAGCAGCCCGAGACGCCAUGGGCACAGAUCGUCCGCAAGAGCACCGACGGUCCCCGCGCCACGCCCGGGCUCGCCACGCGCAUGUUUGGUGUGGCGCUCGAGACACCGGUGGUGCAGCGGGCAGGCGCGAGCGAGGCGCCGACGCCUCUCCCUGCGACACCGCUGGCAGCGGAGCAGCCUGCACCUCCUCCACCGCCCGCCGCCGCCGGCUGCCCGCCCGCCGCCCUCCCCUCCCGCCGGGUGGCGAGGGAGGGGCAGCAGCCGAGGCGGCGAGCAGGGCAGCAGCAGUUGCCUCCGCCUCCGCCUCCGGCCUCGGUCCAGCUCCACUUUGCCGCGCAUCCCUUCCCGCCGCUGCGGCAAGAGGCGGUUCGGCUGCUGGACACCGCCCUCUUCGCCGCCGUCCGCGGCGAGCUCACCACGCAAGAGGCGUCCACCCACGCUACAGCCGCCGUGGCGUCGGUCCACCCAGCAGCCGCCGUCUUCUGCUACGGCUCUCGCGCCACCGGCCUCGCCUCCGCCGCCUCGGACGUCGACUUGGUGGUCGUCGGUCUGCCUGUCUCCGCCGGGUCUGCGGCACCGUCCGUCGAGGGCCAGGUCGAGGCGCUGCAGUCACUGCAGCCGCGCCUCGAGGCGAUCGGUCUCGCUGCGACCCUGCAGCGCUGCGCCGUCCCCGUCCUCAACAUCGAGGUCGUGCUGCUCAAGGAGCUGCUGCGGCGGCACGGCCUCAAGGCGACGUACACGGGCGGGCUCUCCUCGUAUGCCCUCACCCUCAUGGCCGCUUCCUUCCUCCUCCUCGCGCCGCGCCUCCGCUCCGAGCGGCAGCAGCAGCAGCAGCAGCAGCAGCAGCAGCAGCAGCAGCAGCAGCAGCAGCAGCAGCAGCAGCAGCAGCAGCAGCAGCAGCAGCUGGUGCUCGAGUGCCUCCACUUCUUCGGCUGCGUGUACGACCCGGAGUCACACGCGCUCGGCUGGUCGACCGCAAAGGGCGGCCGGCCGGUCGCGGUGUUGGUGCUCGACCCGCUCGAUGACGCGAACAACGCGGGCAAGGGCUGCUACCGCUUCUGCCAGGUGCAGGCGCUCUUCCGUGCGGCGCUCGCCGCCGCCGCCUCCGCCGCUGGCGACGCGGCCGACCGCGCGGUGGCGAGCGGCCAGGCGGGCUGCGCGCCGUCGGCGGAGUGGAAUCGGCGAGAGUGGGCGAUUGAGGGUUGA